CAGUAAACUUCAAACGUCAAAGCAAAAUAAUGUUUUUAAUUUGCUAAUUUUCGUUUUUAAUUGAUUUUCGCUUAAAAAAAUUACAUAAAAUAAUCGCAUUUAACUUACAUUCAAACAAAAUAAAACCAUCAAAGAAUGAUUGAGUUUUUCGCAGGAUUAUCUAAUGUUUACAUUCUCAGUACGGCAACAGUAUUUUUGGCUGUGAUAAUUGCAUUGUAUUGCGCAAAUUUAACAAACUAUGGGGAUGAAAAAUUAUUAAAUGCAACAGAUAAAGAUUCAAAACAAACUGAGGCAAUGAAUGAAAGCAAGGAUGUAGCAGAAUCUGAUUCAGAUAUUGAACUUUCGGAGGGGCUAGUUAGUAAACUAAAGUCGGCUCGUUUAAAGGAGCUUGAGAGCUCUCUUACCGAUGAUCAACGAGAAGAAGAAAGGAGGGUUGAACGUGAACAACUUUCUGCAAUAUUUGAGCUUCUCAAACGACAAGAAGCUGAACUCAAUAUGAAAGAAAUUGACGAAUCUGAAUUAUCAGCCCAAAUGGGAUUAUAUCGCUGAUUCAUAUCAAAAUCAAGGACAAUAAAAUACAAAAAUUAUUUACUUUAGAUUUAUAAUUAGAAGCAGAAUUGAAAUAUU
Episyrphus balteatus (marmalade hoverfly) is the source of this 627-nucleotide messenger RNA. RefSeq names its product matrix-remodeling-associated protein 7. Lineage: Eukaryota; Metazoa; Arthropoda; Insecta; Diptera; Syrphidae. The transcript has 3 exons. The record is from RefSeq and is a predicted model, not a curated record. The coding region runs from base 136 to 549 and encodes 137 amino acids.